AUGGCGGAAUCAGCUCAGCAUAUCAUCAUCAUAAUUGCCACCACCGUCGUAUCCCUGAUAUUUCUACGGCUGUUUAUAGCUGCCAAAAGAAAACAUGUGCGGAAAACAACCCCCGACCUCCGCCUGCCGCCGAGCCCUCCGUCGCUGCCGCUCAUCGGCCACAUCCACCACCUCGCAUCAAUCCAGCCCAUGUUCAAAACCUUCCACGCGCUCCAGAGAAAGUACGGCCCACUCCUCUACCUCCGCCUGGGCUCCUACCCCGUCGUCCUCGUCUCGUCGCCGCCUCUCGCCGACGAGAUCUUCCGCGAGCAUGACGUCAGCUUCGCGGGCAAGCCCGAGUCGCCGCUCGCGGACCGACUGCUGUUCGGGGACUCGGGGUUCGUGACGGCGCCCUACGGCGAGUACUGGAGGUUCAUGAAGAAGAUGUGCGUCACGGAGCUGUUCUCCACGCGCCAGCUGGAGCGGUCGAGGAGCGUGAGGCGGGAAGAGCUGGCGCGGUUUUUGAGGCGGCUGGCGAUGAAGAGCCAGGCGACGGCCGCCGUGGAUUUGAGGGAUGAGCUACUGACGCUCGGCAAUAACAUCAUUUGCAGGAUGGCCAUGAGCAUGAAAUGUUCGGAGGAAGACAACGAAGCAAAGAGGUACAGGACGUUGGUGAACGCUACACGCGACCUGACACUCAAAAUGCUCCUCACGAGUAUGCUUGGCCCUUUCAAGAAACUGGGACGUUUCAUGCUCCGCAAGCAGGCCACGGAAGUGCCGGCCAGGUUUGACGAGUUGCUGGAAGGAAUCUUGAAGAAACACGAAGAAAGAAGUGGUGGUGGCGCUGAUGAUGAAACCAAUUGUGAUGAUUUGAUGGAUAUUCUCCUACGAGUGUCGAAGGAUCCAAAUGCUGAGGUCAACGUCACCAGAAAAAACAUCAAGGCAUUCUUCCUGGAUCUAUUCCUUGCUGGCACAGGCACUACAACAGAUGCAACGGUGUGGGUGAUGGCAGAGCUCAUCAACCAUCCAGAAGUAUUCAAGAGGGUCAGAAAAGAAAUCCACGACCUAAUCGGAAGCAACAACAACGGCAGGCUGGUGGAAGAAACGGACGUUCCCAACCUUCCCUAUUUGCAAGCCGUCGUGAAGGAGGCGAUGAGGCUACAUCCGCCGGUGGUGGUGGUACCAAGGGCUUGCCGGGAGACAUGCAACGUCGGAGGGUUCGACAUACCGAAAGGCACGGCGGUGGCCAUCAAUGUCUACUCCAUAAUGAGAGACCCAGCGGUUUGGGUCAAUCCUGACGACUACUCUCCCGAAAGAUUCCUGAAAUCUUCUGACGAUAGCGGCAGAAGAUCUCAUCAUGGCGGCUUUAUCCCGUUUGGCGGGGGAAGGAGGAUGUGUGUUGGUUCCGCCAUGGCGCUCAGUGUGAUACACUGUGCGGUGGCGGCCAUGGUUCAUUUCUUUGACUGGAAGCUUGAGAACGGGGAGGAGAGUGUGAAUAUGGAAACGACGUUAGGGUUCAACAUGACCUUGGCCAAACCGCUCGUCUGUCUCCCCCAGCUGGUUUGCGCCGACUCAGUGUUCCGGAGUGUGGAAGUUUCUUCACGUUGA
Linum tenue is the source of this 1587-nucleotide messenger RNA. The record is from the annotation of a GenBank genome assembly. NCBI's taxonomy places the organism in Eukaryota, Viridiplantae, Streptophyta, Magnoliopsida, Malpighiales, Linaceae.